AUGAUCCGAAUCAGCCAAUUGCAAAAUGGAUCGCAAAGAUACGCAAUGCGGCAUCCAAUCUCAAAUCCAGACACUUGGAAGCCGAUUUGGGACCAUCUUGUCUAUUCGCCUAAGGAGAUCUCUCUUGACAACGCCAUUGGUGCGCUUGAGGCUCACGAGGUAUCCAUGCAAGUAACGUUCAACCACUCGGGCAAGAACUAUGCGGCUGCUGCUGUAAAAAAACCAAAGAAACGACUUGGCUGCUGGAACUGCGGACAAACUUUCCACCACUCCUCCGCGUGUCCCAACCCCUCUCUAAAGAACAAGUUGAACACAACAGCGAAAUCAGCUGUAGCGUGGGCUGGUGCGACCUCUGCGGCACCUCUUGGCAAUGGUGGACCUAGCAAUGAUGAAGAUGACAACAGCUUCGACAAAUAA
Molecule: messenger RNA, 417 nt
Organism: Puccinia graminis f. sp. tritici CRL 75-36-700-3
Lineage: Eukaryota; Fungi; Basidiomycota; Pucciniomycetes; Pucciniales; Pucciniaceae
Exons: 2
Coding region: 1-417 (138 amino acids)
Molecular function (GO): zinc ion binding; nucleic acid binding
Source: RefSeq, a predicted model, not a curated record